Lecanosticta acicola is the source of this 1166-nucleotide messenger RNA. NCBI's taxonomy places the organism in Eukaryota, Fungi, Ascomycota, Dothideomycetes, Mycosphaerellales, Mycosphaerellaceae. The record is from the annotation of a GenBank genome assembly.
AUGCCUACUCCAAGUGAAGACACGCUGCCACCGCCUGCAUCUGUUGAGUCCGCUGCGCCUGCAUCGAAUGGCUUCACAAGCUGUCCACCGGAGGAGACUCGCGAAUACCAUGCGCCACGCGAACAGCGGUCAGAGCGGUCAGGCUCAGCACAGCCAUCAGAAAGAGCUGAGAGCGCCCCGAGAGACAUCGAUGAAGGCGAUACGCAGGUGACUUCUGAGUUGACAACGUCAGAUGAAGAUGAUGGAAAUGGCACAAACACAACGAUGGCGUCGUCGACUGCACUUUCAAAGGCAGAGCAUCUGGAAGACACUGGAAUGUUAGCAGAGCCACCAAGCCCAACAGUUGGAUGUCCAGAUGCACCUAGUGACAGCGAUGCGCGAUUAGCCCAGUCAAUGUCCACCGCUGCGAUAUCGCCGUCAGAAGUACCUUCGCCGCAAUAUUUGCACUUUCCAGAACUGGACUGGGAUAGGGUAGGUCUUCCAUGUGACCGAGCAACAAGGACUGUAUGAGGCUGAUAGGGCAUCACAGCAAAUCUCACGAAACUCUGUAUCCUCGUUUUUACGGCCUGGUAGUAAGUUCAGGGGAACGCAACAAUCCGACCGACAAGUAUAUGAUGUCCAAGUGGAGAUCAAGGAUGUCGAUCUUGCCGAAUCGUUUCUGUGCGGCUACUUGCGCAUUCAAGGUACGCAACGCUCCUGCAAUCAUUCGGAAUACAGUCGUACGAAGCUGAUGCGCUCAAGGUCUUACCGAUGACCACCCAACGCUCACGACAUUCUUUGAGGGCGAAAUCAUUGGUCCGAAGUAUCUAUUCAAGACCGCUCAUCCAACUUGGGGUAGCAGUGAGAAAGUCGAUCUGCAACACUGGGCGCGCUUUCCUGCGUGGCGACCGCUCGCGAAGUCGUCCAAGUCCCCAAACUUUAGCCUCAAGAACUAUUUACAGCGCGAGCACCUGUUCAUGCGCUGGAAGGAGUACUUCCUGGUCCCAGACCACCGAGUGAAGACGAUAACAGGAGCCAGCUUUGAGGGCUUCUACUACAUCUGUUUUAACCAGUGUUCCGGAAACGUCAGCGGCAUCUACUUCCAUGCUAAGAGCGAGAAGUAUCAGCAACUGGAGCUCCAGCACGUCGAAGACCGUGGAUGUAUGCCGGCAGUGGAGUUUCGAUGA